AUGGAUGAUCAGAGAUUUCGCUAUGUCUCUGACACUGAAAAGCAUGAAGUGAGACGAUAUCGCUUCGGAGAGAAGAAUGGAACAGUGGUGGCGGGUGGCAAUGGAAAAGGUAACCGUCUUAAUCAACUUAAUUUCCCUGUUUACGUCUAUGUCGAUCAAGAUCAGUCGGUGUACGUAUCGGACACCAACAAUCAACGUGUAAUGAAGUGGGUGAAGGGUGCGAAACAAGGAAUUGUCGUAGCUGGUGGCCAAGGCGAAGGGAAUAAUCUGACCCAAUUAUCUUACCCUCAAGGGGUGUUCGUCGAUCAGUCGAGUACAGUCUAUGUAGCGGAUGGGAGAAACCAUCGAGUGAUGCGUUGGUGCAAAGAAGUGACACAGGGCGAUGUCAUUGUAGGUGGAAACGGCGUAGGAGCAGAACCAAUGCAGUUGAAUUGUCCGCGAAGUUUAUCAUUUGAUCGAUAUGGCAUUAUCUAUGUCGUCGAUUAUCAGAAUCAUCGAGUCCAGCGAUUCUCAAUCGAAGUGACCAAUUGA
Didymodactylos carnosus is the source of this 531-nucleotide messenger RNA. The record is from the annotation of a GenBank genome assembly. NCBI's taxonomy places the organism in Eukaryota, Metazoa, Rotifera, Eurotatoria, Philodinida, Philodinidae.